UUCAUCCACCCUGUGUGCAUGUAAACAAGGCGGACGGCCUAAAACAAGGGGACGAGACUCGACGCCACACCAUCACUGUGUCCUCCCGGGUGAGUGAUGACGCCAUGUACGUCCUUACAGGUAACCAAGCGUCCUGGACACCAGCCAGCAGCCACCGACAGAAGAUGGCGGCCUUCACGGAAAGUGAUUGCUUCCGUUUGAAGUUAUUGCGCCUCCUGGAGACGGCCGGCCAGAAGGUGUUGACGUACACCUUCCUGUGCGGGACACCAGGCAAGGACCCGAGCGAAACCCUCGUCGAGUACCUCGCCAGGCUUCCGGACACCUCGACGGCCAAAUACAAGAACAUAAAAGAAAAAGGAAAGUACUUCGAUAAGACUCAGAAGCCAAUGAUCAAUAGUGAUCCUUCAUGUAGCAACUUUGAUAUUUCCUUGCUCUCUAAAGCGAUCACAGUGGCAUGCGAAGGAUGGGAUGAUACUUCUCAGCUCGCUAGGCUGGUCAAGAAGAUAAAGGACACGAGGAAUGACGUGGUGCAUGAAACACAUAAAAUAAUAACUAAACGUGAUUUCCUAACCGAGCUCACAAAGUUGCAGAAAGAAUUUGAUGAGACACUAGACGCCACGAUGGCGAAGUACAACACUGACGGGGUGGAGUGUGACAAGAAGAGGAAAGAAGUUGAAAAGCAUGUCCGCGACAUCAGGGACGAGAGCCUUAGCGAGGAUGAAGUAUUGAGAAGGUCCUUGCGCGAUCUGCUGCCACACUUCCGGAAGGAGGCUGAUGAGGAACUCAAACAAAGGCUUGACCGUGCCACGCUCCUUGACCCGCUUCGGUUUCUCAACCGCUAUGAACAGCUCCGAGUAGACGUAACAACUAUUUUCUCAGAAAUUAUCAUUGAAGAAGAAAAGAAGAAUAUCCAUUACUCGAAGCUACUCACUCUCGCCCAGAAUAGUAGUGCACCCGCAUCGCCACACCUUAUACUGAUAGAAGGAGAUGCUGGCAGUGGAAAAACCACUCUUCUUACAUACACUCUUUCCAAUUACUUGAAGGAGGAGAGUGAUCGCCAAAUGGAGGGGCUCGGCCACUACCAUCUUUUGUUAUGGGUGGUGUGCCGAGAGAAGAGUAGCCUCACUCUUAAGGAUCUGAUAGACAGCCUCCUGCCCGGCGCCUGUGCCCGGUAUAGUAACUUACUGAUGCCUUUACUGAAGUACAGCAGGGUCCUCUUCCUGAUAGAUGGGCUUGACGAGAUGAACGACGAUUCACUCGUCAGAGAUAUCCUGAGCCAAGCUAAGGACUGCCCUAACUUCACUUUACUUUCAACAUCCCGCCCAGAAGCCAUAGAAGGAAUGAAGGCAAUGACGCCCAAAGAAUUUAAGGUUUCCCACCUGAAGCUGGAGGGCGUCUCCGUUGAUAUGAGGACCGAGCUAGCAUUAAAGCACUAUCGCUUGCUGUGUGGCAACAAGCCUGUAAACGAGGCCCGCUUCAGGCAGGUCAUGCAAGAGUUAGCGUGGAGUGAGAUCUUCAGGCUGCCUCUAAAUAUUCUCUUCUUCGUGACUUUAUUCACCAUCGAGCCUCGAAAACUGACAACCAAGAUAACCCAGACCGAGCUGUAUCAGAAGAUCCUGGACUGGUGUGUGGCGAAGUUGCGGCACAGACUCGCUGGUUGUCCCGGAGUACCCAAAGGUCCCCUCCUCGGGAGAGCAAUUGAACGUUUUUUGCUUGAAUUGUACAAAAUUGCAUUGCAGGGACUCCUUCAUAGCAAAUUAUAUCUCAGUGAUGGUGAUCUAGAACACCUGGCUGAGUUCUGUGACGGAAAGGGCCUGCCGCUGGAGGACACCUUAUCAGCCUUCUACUCCCUGCGGCGGGUUGGGACGGCAGAGCAGUAUCACGCUCCUCACAAGAGCCUUCAAGACUUUUUCGCGGCCUGCCACAUUCAUGGAUGCUUCAGUAACAACUACAACUCAGGAGACAUCCGAAAAGAGCUACACAAAAUGGCAGGACAAAACCUACAGCUUGGCCCGCUCAGGAACAUGUUGUGUCACCUACUGGGGCUGCUCAGCCGUCGCAGUCCCAGUGUCAAGGCGGUGGAGGAAACCGUGGACCUGUUACAAGCGUCUGGGAUGAAGAACACUAAUGACUGGCUGUCUGUGCUGGCGGAAACGGAGCCCGAUCUCGACACCAUGCUAAGGGUGGCACACCAUAUAGACCGGGAUGAAGAAUAUGAUGAUAAUGAUAGCAUAUCUGUACGUGACGGCACAGUGCACAUCGCCACUCUCCUUCUGCCUCACAUCCGUCGAAGGAAAGUAAAGAUAGACCUGACGAGGGACCACAGUGGGAUGGAAGACUUGCUUGCAGCCCUUCAUGACCAUAAAUUAACCAAUCUAUUCUUCAAUCACCACUACAAAAACCCUCGUCCAGACGCUGCCUCGGCUCCCCUGCUGCAACAAGCCCCAUGGUAAGACACGUCCACUCACCUCCACCAUUGCACUGCGGACAACAGGGACUCACUGUGCUAUUGCCUAUCCCAAAACUGUCUAUCCAUCUAUCUGUCAAUCCCCUUUAUUACCUACCUAGCAAUCAAUCCAUCUAAUAUAUAAACAGAAGAAGCCUGCACUUACC
Eriocheir sinensis (Chinese mitten crab) is the source of this 2613-nucleotide messenger RNA. RefSeq lists its product as uncharacterized. The transcript has a single exon. Bases 105 to 2453 code for a protein of 782 amino acids. The record is from RefSeq and is a predicted model, not a curated record. Lineage: Eukaryota; Metazoa; Arthropoda; Malacostraca; Decapoda; Varunidae.